AUGUUCCGACAAUCCAGGAGGGAGGCGCGGGGACGUCCGCGCCGACAACCCAGCCGACAAUCCAGGAGGGAGACGCAGGGACGUCCGCGCCGACAACCCAGGAGGGAGGCGCGGGGACGUCCGCGCCGACAAUCCAGGAGGGAGGCGGGGGGACGUCCGCGCCGACAACCCAGCCGGCAACCCAGGAAGGAGGCGCGGGGACGUCCGCGCCGACCAUCCAGGAGGGAGGCGCGGGGACGUCCGCGCCACUCGCACCGCCAACCCUGCAGGGAGGCGGCCGUGGUGGCGGACCCGACCCCCAACGGAGGCGCAUGCAAUGGGCGGACGUCCUGCCGUUGCUCCGGCGUGCCACGCGCGGUAUGGGAGAUAGGCACGGCCCGAGGGAGCCCGCGCCCGAUCCGCCCACUGGCCCGGACGGCGAUCCUCCCACUGCCCCGGACGGUGAUCCACCCACUGCCCCAGAGGGCCAGGGCAACAAUUGAUAAAGAACCGUCCUUUUUCCACUGCCAUCCACUGCUCCCCUUUCCGCAGCUCCGCUGGGACAGGCCGCUGGCGCCCUGGUGCCUCCGACAAAGGGCGGCCAUGGGAGAUAGGGCCGGCCGGAGGGGGCCUGUGCCUGAUCCGCCCAAUGCGCCACAAAGUCAGGACGACAAUUAAAAAAGGGACCUGAUCCCGCACGGAGGCACGUGCGAUGGGCGGAUAUCCUGCCGUUGCUCCGGCGUGUUAUGGGAGAUGGGCGCAACCCGAGGGGGCCCACGCCCGACCGUCCCACUGCCCCAGACGCUGCGGGCGACAAAUGAAUUAAUUUGUGUCAAGUUGAUAAUUGUUGUCAGUAAUUGUUAUUUUGAUAAUUAAGUUGUUGUUCAAUAAAAAGUUCAAAUGAAAGAAAAAUGCUGUCAAUAAAUAUUUGUUUGUCAUAUUGGUAUUGAAAAUUGGUCC
Corythoichthys intestinalis (scribbled pipefish) is the source of this 939-nucleotide messenger RNA. RefSeq lists its product as uncharacterized. Gene Ontology annotation, molecular function: DNA binding. Gene Ontology annotation, cellular component: nucleus; chromatin. Lineage: Eukaryota; Metazoa; Chordata; Actinopteri; Syngnathiformes; Syngnathidae. The coding region runs from base 1 to 657 and encodes 218 amino acids. The transcript has 5 exons. Gene Ontology annotation, biological process: regulation of DNA-templated transcription. The record is from RefSeq and is a predicted model, not a curated record.